Molecule: messenger RNA, 1607 nt
Organism: Sesamum indicum (sesame)
Lineage: Eukaryota; Viridiplantae; Streptophyta; Magnoliopsida; Lamiales; Pedaliaceae
Product: 26S proteasome regulatory subunit 6A homolog
Molecular function (GO): ATP binding; ATP hydrolysis activity
Source: RefSeq, a predicted model, not a curated record
GCAACUACAGUUUCCGACUGAAUUUUUUCUCUCUCUCUCUCUCUCUCUCACACACACACACACACAGACUAGGCAGUUGGUCGGAGAUGGCGACGCCGAUGGUGGAAGACAACUUCGAGGACGAUCAGCUUUCUUCAAUGACAACUGAAGACAUACAGAGGGCCUCUCGCCUUCUCGAUAACGAAAUCAGAAUCUUGAAGGAAGAGUUGCAGAGGACGAACUUGGAGUUAGAAUCAUUCAAGGAGAAGAUAAAAGAGAAUCAAGAAAAAAUCAAGCUGAACAAGCAGCUGCCUUACUUGGUUGGCAACAUUGUUGAGAUUUUGGAAAUGAACCCAGAGGAAGAGGCUGAGGAAGAUGGUGCGAACAUUGAUCUUGACUCGCAAAGGAAGGGUAAAUGUGUGGUGCUAAAAACAUCCACGCGCCAGACAAUUUUCCUGCCUGUAGUAGGUCUGGUUGACCCUGAUAAGUUGAAGCCCGGUGAUCUGGUUGGCGUGAAUAAGGACAGUUAUCUAAUCUUGGAUACUUUGCCAUCCGAGUAUGACUCACGUGUCAAGGCUAUGGAGGUUGAUGAGAAACCAACUGAAGACUACAACGAUAUUGGGGGCUUGGAGAAACAGAUUCAAGAAUUGGUUGAGGCAAUUGUAUUGCCCAUGACACACAAAGAGAGAUUUCAGAAGUUAGGAAUUCGCCCACCGAAGGGGGUCCUUUUAUAUGGUCCUCCUGGGACAGGGAAAACCUUAAUGGCCCGUGCAUGUGCUGCGCAAACAAAUGCUACUUUUCUGAAGCUAGCAGGCCCACAGCUUGUACAGAUGUUCAUUGGUGAUGGUGCAAAACUUGUUCGUGAUGCUUUCCAACUUGCCAAAGAAAAAUCUCCUUGCAUCAUAUUUAUUGAUGAGAUUGAUGCUAUUGGUACAAAGCGGUUUGAUAGUGAAGUUAGUGGGGACAGAGAGGUGCAAAGGACUAUGUUGGAAUUGCUCAAUCAACUUGAUGGUUUUAGCAGUGAUGAUCGGAUUAAGGUGAUAGCAGCAACAAAUCGAGCAGAUAUCUUGGAUCCUGCCUUGAUGCGUUCUGGUCGGCUGGAUCGUAAAAUUGAAUUUCCCCAUCCAACUGAGGAAGCAAGAGCUCGCAUUUUGCAGAUCCACUCCAGAAAGAUGAAUGUUCAUCCAGAUGUCAACUUUGAGGAGCUUGCUCGCUCCACAGAUGACUUCAAUGGGGCUCAACUUAAAGCUGUUUGUGUGGAAGCAGGCAUGUUAGCACUUCGUCGAGAUGCCACUGAGGUAAACCAUGAAGAUUUCAAUGAAGGCAUCAUACAAGUUCAAGCAAAAAAGAAAGCCAGCUUGAAUUACUAUGCAUAGGUUUUAAAUGCUAUGGGUGGUGCAACGCCGUAUUUAUGUACUACACGAUCGACCUCAUGAAGCACAAUCUACUUUGUUUUGGUGAAUCGACUUUUCUAACCGACUUUUCUAACCAUAGCUGUAAUUGCUUGAGAAUCCCGUCCUUCACCAUACUUGCAACAAACAACUCUAAGGUUGCUGCUACCUGUUUCCUGUCGUUUCAAUUACUGUGUUAUUAUAUGCUAGUUGAUUGUCGAUACUCGAUUGGGUUUA